Penicillium diatomitis is the source of this 2319-nucleotide messenger RNA. RefSeq lists its product as uncharacterized. The record is from RefSeq and is a predicted model, not a curated record. NCBI's taxonomy places the organism in Eukaryota, Fungi, Ascomycota, Eurotiomycetes, Eurotiales, Aspergillaceae. The transcript is spliced from 3 exons. The coding region runs from base 1 to 2319 and encodes 772 amino acids.
AUGUCCAACCCGGGGUUGACAGCUGCGGGGAGCAGCACAUACUCCUCGAAUACUCUUCAUGUGGGAGAUGGCACUUGGGAUACGCAGCGUGAUACUUUUCUCCUGCCCAAUUUGAUGGGCCUGAACUUCGAAACGAUGCGAUACAAUGGUAUGGGCAAUCGCUUCAAGGACAUGCCCGAAUACCACACCCUCAUAAUCGCGCAUGGUGUUAUUGCGACCAUUGUUUUCUUAGGUCUUGUCCCGAUCUCACUUUUGACCAUCCGGUACUACUCUCGAUGGAAUCCCUUUUGGGCCUUCAAGCUUCAUGCAUGGUUCCAGGUUCUCACACUGCUCUUGUCGACCGUGGUCUUUGUUCUAGGGUGGUUUGCAGUCGGGCCAAAGCGAAGCCUGACCAAUCCCCAUCAUGGGAUUGGACUUGCUAUCUACGUCAUUGUGGUCUUCCAGGUCUUUUGGGGGUGGUUUUUGCAUCGAAAAGAAAGCAAAAGAGUGCGCCAUCAUGUCCCUCUCAAGCUCGUGAUACAUCGAUGGCUGGGAAGGGCACUGGCCAUUCUAGGUAUUGUUCAAAUCCCGCUGGGUCUCACACUCUAUGGUUCCCCCAAGGUCCUCUUCAUUCUUUAUUCGAUUGCAGUCUUUGCAUUCCUCGUGAUAUACUUUGUUCUGUCAUACUUGUAUGACGAUGAAGGAUUCCAUCUGGCUAGUGAGCACGGAAGCAGGUACAGCGGCCCUUCCGUCGUUGAAGAACAUCAUCAUGCAGCAGGUGGAGGUGGCGGCGGCAUUGGCGAUGCUUUAGCAGGCGGUGCCUUGGGGGCAGGACUGGCCUCGAUCUUCAAUAGACGAGGCCGUAGUCGCCCACCGAGCGAGGCGUACGAAGAAUCUCGAUCGUCAUACCUCGACGAGAAAUACUCCGACGAGUCCUCCCGGAGCGGUCGUGGAGGAUGGGGCAACAAGAUUCUCGAGCUCGGCGCACUGGCCGGAGCAGGAUUGCUUGCCAAAAAAUGGUGGGAUCGUCGGCGACAGCGAGAAGACGACAGUGAAGUCGGUCGCUAUAAACCUGCUCACUCUCGCAGCCAUAGCUACACCGAAGAAUCGCUGAGCAGGCUGGAAGAUGGUCGACCUGAGCCUACCCAACCACCAGUCACUGCUCGCCCUCCAAGCCGUGCUCCCAGCAGAGCUCAAAGCCCUGGUUCGUCGUACUACUACGACAGCACCUACCUAUCCGAGCAUCCGGAUCGCCGCCCAUCCCACGGAGUGAGGGACGCACUGCUCGGAGGCGGGGCUAUUGCGGCCGUCAAACGACUCUUCAGCCGGAAUAAGGGCAAAGACGAGGAGGAGAGGCGUCGAUUGGAUGAGAUCCGUCGUCGGGAUGAAGAAGAUGAGGCUCUUCAACGAGCGAACAGCAAGCGUCGACGACAUGAGGAAGCGCUGGGGCCAUAUCCCCAGAGACGAAAGCCAAGCUCCUAUACCGAUAGUGAGCUCACACCGACUGAUUUGACACCUCGACCGCACCCGGCCACGCAACGAGUUAUGUCGGGUAGCUCUUUGCUCACUGCAGAACCCAUGGCAAGCGGUGCUGUUGGUGCUGCGUCGGAUGUGCCGCCCUUACCUCCAAUACACCAGGAGUUGUCCGGUGAUUUACCAUCCCCGGAGCGUCCACAUUCACCAUAUUCUCACCGAACCGAGGAUAUUGCAGCUGGUGCCGCAGUGGCCUCUGCACUAGGCGCUGCCUCUCACCGUCGUCGGAACAGUGGCAGUCGUCGCCGGGGUGAUAGCCGACAGCGAUCUGACCAUGUUGAGUCACCGCCAGUAUCUGUCAAAGUGAAGAUGCACAAUGACGGGCGGCAUGUCACUCUACGCCGACUGACUGAAGAAGAAGCCGCAGCUCAGCGAGAAGCGCGGCGUCGCGAGCGCAGGAAUUCGCGACGCCGAGGCAGCAGCGCCGGUUCAUUCUCUGGCGAUGAAGGUCGAGACUACGAUCGUUGGAGGCGCGUUGAGGAACUGGAGCGGCAACAGGCUGAGCAGAUGCGACGAGAGCAAGAAGCUGCGGCUGCUUCACUACCAGUUCCCGGUGGACCGUCCGCCAGCGUGCCGCCUUCGUCUUUCCAUCCUUCUCAGUCACAAAUCAGCCAUCUGCCCCCGCCACCUCCAAUUCCCCCACCAGCGCCAUCCAGUAUGCCCUACGGCCCAGGUAGCGUCACCUCACCUGGUACGUGGACUGGCACAGAAGCCAGUGGGUCCUACGCGAACAACCGUCGGCGGCGGCGUGCGGAGCGAGCAAGGGCCAGGCAAGAGAGACAGCAACACGGUGUGGAAUUCGAGUAA